Molecule: messenger RNA, 2657 nt
Organism: Patella vulgata (common limpet)
Lineage: Eukaryota; Metazoa; Mollusca; Gastropoda; Patellidae
Product: WD repeat-containing protein 93
Exons: 21
Coding region: 140-2449 (769 amino acids)
Biological process (GO): electron transport chain
Molecular function (GO): protein binding
Source: RefSeq, a predicted model, not a curated record
UAUGGACGACCUGGUAACGGAUUGACGAAUGUUUACAUUUUAAAAAAAAGUUGUCUAUUUCUGUUAGAAAAAAUAUUAUUAAUAUUUUUUACGAUCGCUGUCGAUAUAUCAAAUAUCCUUACUAAAUUUUAGAGCCAAGAUGCCUGUAUAUGUAAGGAAAAAUAUGACUUUUACUCCACCUUCUCUGGAGAACAUAGCGGAUCUGGAUGAAAACGAUUUCGAGUUUAUUGAUCCGGAUAAAUUGAGGGACCAAAUACCUCAGCCUUAUCGUCUUGUAAACAAAAUAGUUGACAGUGUUGUGGAAAAGGCUUGGUCUUUCAUUUCUGAGAUUGAAACUAAGAAGACUGCUAAUUUAAAUAAAAUCCGUCCACCUAAAUAUGACUGUGCCGUUAAAUUACAGAAUCAUGAGAAGGCAACAGCAUUAACAGAUAGCGUAGAUGGAAGAUAUGUUUUUAUUGGUUUAUCUAAUGGCAUCGUGGCCAUAGAUUCAUUAACUCAAGAAACCGUGGCAACAUGGGAUGAAGAAAAAGUUGAUAUUGUCCACAUCAAGUGUCAUUUAAUUGGUGUACAAACAUAUUUGUUGGUUACAAUUGAUGAAAUGGGUAUUGUCAAGUUGUUCAUUUUCUCAUCAGAACAGAUAUUUUUAUUGAAAAUUUUAAAUGAACAGGUACAGGAACCUGGUUCUACCAAAAUAAUUUCUACAAAAUGUGAAUCGUCUGAUGAAGGAGAUUAUAUUGGAAUUGUUUUGGAAAAUACAUCAAGUAGUGAGAUUUGGUUGGAGUUACAUCGGUUGCCACGAGAUACAUGGUUAAGAGAAAUGGAGACAGUGGUAGCUGAAUUAAAGGCUUUAAGUCAGCAACAAGAAGAAGAAGCUGCAAUGGCUGCUGAAGGUACAGAUGAUAAUACUCAGGUGUUUACAGAACGUAAAGGGAGUACUACCAAUAUUAAAAUACCACCAACAUUAACUAUUGGUGUCAGAAGAGGUAGUAAUAGUAAUACGUUGUUGUCUCACUCUAUACGUGAAAGAAGAGGUAGUUCUGGUAAUUCAUUAUCACCAACACCUAAAACUGACACGUCCAUUAAAAAACGUAGAAAAACACGAAGUCCAAGUGGUUCCCCUAAACCAGGCACACCUCCACCACUUCUUACCUUAACACCUGGAGAAAAACCCAAUCCUAAAUUUACACCCCAAUCUUUAGUUUUAAAAAUUCAUCCACCGCAGCCAAUAACAGGUUCAACAAGUUCUUCUGUGAUGUCUGCCUGUCAGAAAGUUGAUUCAGGGGAGGUAAUUGGAACAGGACAACACCAUAUUAUUACAUCUGGUCAUCUAGAGCAGAGAGAUUCAUUGUUUGAACAACAACAUGAAAAUAUGAUGAAAUAUUUACCUGAGGCAGAUAAUCAGAAUGUGGAAAUAAUGCAGCCAACAUUUCAUUUUGUGACUAGCAGUCGCCUCACUCCAGUAGGCUUAGAACAACCAUCGCAAACUGGACGACCAACCACUGUAGUUGUCUGGUGGACUGGUGAAUCUAAUCUACGUCAAUAUUCUCUACUCAAACAAUCCAAAGAUUUUGAUCAUAAAGCCGAUGUAGUGUGGCCAUUUUGUUCAACUAUUACUUGUUCAACAACAUCAUUAUGUGGAACAUAUUUAGCUGUCGGUCUCAGAAGUGGAAAUGUUGUACUAUGGGAUAGAUAUUUAGGUAUAGAAAAAGGUGUGAUCGGUGUAUCAUCAGAAUAUUCUAUAAAACAACUUCAGUUUCUCGAUCCGUCUAUUUCAUCACAAGAUAUAACGGACUAUCCCCCGUAUAAAACAACAAUUUCGGCAUGGCUGUUAAUACAGACUAGCGAUAACAGUCAAUAUAUCUAUAAUACUAGUUUAAACACACUAGUUGUAUUGUAUACAGUAAAUGAAAACAACGAAGAAGAAACUGUUUUAUCAACUGUGUCUGGUAUUCCUGAAUUGCUGCUGGUUGUAACAGAAGAUCGAUCUUUAUUAUUAAAAGAUGUAACGAAUGGUCAGGAUGUCUGUCAACUAACAUUACCUACAUUGUUUGAUCUAACAUCACCAUGGGAACCAAUCUAUUCUUUUGGUGGCGGUGGUCAGAUGCUUUAUGUUAAAGGUUCUAGUAGUAGUAAAGAUGAAGAAGGCGCUAUUAUAGAUGAGUCAUCUUUGUUUGUUUAUCAACUACGUUCGUUCCCGUCGUUAGAUGGAUAUUGGAAACGACCGCGUAAUAACGAUAUUAAACCAGUACAUUCUACUGUUGAACAACGUGUUAACGCUCUACUUAAACACAGAAUUGCGGUCCAACCAGAGAGAAAAGAAAGACUGCAGAAACGCUGGAAUAUGAUGCAGCAGGAAUUAGAUAUUAUUCUACAAUGUCAAGAAACCGCUAAAAAACGUACAUGUCAUGCUUAUUCAUAUUUCGACCAGCCAGAGGAGAGUGAAAAUUAAUAGGAGACUCCUUCCACCUACCGUUCUACACCACAGUUGAUGUAAACAAACCAACAGUUACUGAAUCAUACUCAAGUUUUUAGUUAGAAAAUAUCAAAAUGAUUUAAUGAAUUUAAAUGUGAAAUUAUUGUAUAUUACAUUAUUUAUUAUAGCUGUGAUACUUGUAUAUUUAAACCUGUAUAUUUUAAUACAAUACUAGAUAUCAAAA